CGACGAUUCAUAUUGAACCACAUAUUUCAUUCGUCGCGUCAUCGUCCAAGUGAUCAGAUGAGUCUUAAUGCCAGCCUAUGAUUACACGGGAUGGAUGCACCAGCAGGAUGUGUUUGUCGGCCGAUGUACGACAGUUCAACAUUAUCAUCGAAUCACUAUCGAGCUUAAUUCUUGCACACCAUUUACAUCAAUUCUCUCAUGAUAGAAGGCAUAGGUUUAAACCGGACAGCCUCAUCAGGUGUGGCGAUGAAUAGCAGACGUGAACUGAACGUACUCCCUCCAUUCAAUGCAUACAUCAUGAUUGGACCAGUGGUGUUGGGUGCGCUCGUUAAUGCCUGCCUCUUCGGCGGUCUCGUCAUUCAGACUUACGUCUAUCAUGCGAAUUUCCCCAACGAUCAUCGAGUAGUGAAGCUCACGACUGCACAUGUGAUCUGUGUAUCAGCGACACUGUGGAAAGUUGCUGUCAGUGGCUACGGCAACCCUCUCACGCUGUCGGUCUUCCCGCUUGGAGCAGACGCGGCUAUCCUCUUCACUGCAAUUACAGGGAACACUAUAUAUAUGCAGUCAUGCUUCGCGUUUCGGCUGUGGAAGCUUUCGAAAACACUUACUCUGCCCCUUAUCUCGCUGGCACUGUGUUUAUUAGCUCAGUCCAUUGCACUCACGAUGACAGUGAAAGCUUUCGCCAUGACAAACCUUCUGACGUUCGAAACUGACGAAAACAAGCUGAUCACGCUUUCACUCACCUCUCGUCUGGUUUGUGAGUUGACACUUACCUUGUCCAUGGCGUGGUACCUCAGGAAGCAACGAUCGUCGGCAUUUGUGAGAACAACGACCAUAAUUGACCGUUUGGUUCUGUGGACUCUCGAAACUGGCCUUAUGACUAGCCUGGUCGUGGUCUUAGUCAUGAGCUUCUUCCUAGCAAUGAAGCAGAAUUACAUAUGGGUUGGAUUAUAUGCAACCCUUGCAACUGGUCUACUAAACGGCAGAUUAAUCCUCCGCGUACCGAACCAAAGCUUGAACAUGAAUCCUCCGAGUAGUUCAGCUGGUAGGCGUAGCCGUGAAACCCAGUCUCUUGUGAUCAACGUCACGCGAACAGUCGGAACUGUUCCAGAUGUUUUCAAAUACGACGAGGGUGAAGUUUAGGACCGAGGAACCGGAUAGUGACAAUAACGACAAUCCAUACAUUAUAUGAUGAGGCUAGUAUAAAUCAACUACUGGUCGCCGAUUUGGAUGCACGUACGGGAACACCGAGAAAUGUAGACAAAGAGCCAGAUGAUAACUGUCUGUUUCAAGGAGGCAUCCACGAGCCUUAGCCGUUGCAUCGGUUAUUCAAGAUAUACC
Suillus fuscotomentosus is the source of this 1341-nucleotide messenger RNA. RefSeq lists its product as uncharacterized. Bases 247 to 1143 code for a protein of 298 amino acids. The transcript is spliced from 13 exons. The record is from RefSeq and is a predicted model, not a curated record. Lineage: Eukaryota; Fungi; Basidiomycota; Agaricomycetes; Boletales; Suillaceae.